Messenger RNA from Anoplopoma fimbria (sablefish), 2949 nucleotides. RefSeq names its product beta-galactosidase-1-like protein 2. The record is from RefSeq and is a predicted model, not a curated record. Gene Ontology annotation, molecular function: beta-galactosidase activity. NCBI's taxonomy places the organism in Eukaryota, Metazoa, Chordata, Actinopteri, Perciformes, Anoplopomatidae. Bases 106 to 2070 code for a protein of 654 amino acids. Gene Ontology annotation, cellular component: vacuole. Gene Ontology annotation, biological process: carbohydrate metabolic process. The transcript has 19 exons.
AUGGGUUAGCUCAACUUUAUUGGAGUUUAACAUGUCAGGUUUUAUCCUCUUUGCAGAACUGUGUUAUGUCAUGGGAUAUAACAACAUGCACUUUAAUUCGCGUGCAUGAGCGCAACUGUAACUCAAGUAGUGUUGUCAUUGCGAAUGGAAAGCUUAUCGAUGUGUGGGCUCCGUCUGUCCCUAAAGCAAAGAUAUUUCCUCCUGCUGUGUUUUGCUGUCGGAGCGGUCGUUGCUUAUCAUUUUGCAAGGAAUCACCAUGAAGUGAGAAUAAUGAGCCGUGUGGAGGGUCUGAGGGCGAACUCCUCUCAGUUCACUCUGGAGGGAGAACCUUUCCUCAUCCUGGGGGGCUCCAUCCAUUACUUCCGUGUCCCCAGAGCCUACUGGGAGGACCGGCUGCUGAAGAUGAAGGCCUGUGGCCUCAACACGCUCACCACGUAUGUGCCGUGGAACCUGCAUGAGCCUGAGCGAGGGGUGUUCAACUUCGAGGAUCAGCUCGAUUUAGAAGCCUACCUCCGACUUGCAGGCAGCUUGGGUCUCUGGGUCAUUCUGCGUCCCGGGCCGUACAUCUGUGCUGAGUGGGAUUUAGGGGGACUACCCAGUUGGCUACUACGGGAUCCAAACAUGAAACUAAGAACAACCUACCCAAGAUUCACUGAUGCAGUCAACUCCUUCUUUGAUCAUCUCAUUAAGAAAGUUGUUCCACAUCAGUACUCCGAAGGUGGUCCAAUUAUCGCAGUUCAAGUGGAGAAUGAGUACGGCUCCUAUGCUAAAGAUGAAGACUACAUGCCUUUCAUCAAGGAGGCGUUAUUGUCCAGGGGCAUCACAGAGCUGCUGCUGACUUCAGACAACAAGGAAGGACUAAAGCGUGGAGGAGUGAAAGGAGCCCUAGAAACCAUCAAUUUCCAGAGACUGAACACAAAUGACAUCAAGCAUCUGGAUGCAGUACAACCUCACAAGCCUAAGAUGGUGAUGGAGUACUGGUCUGGCUGGUUCGAUCUUUGGGGGGACCUUCAUCAUGUGUACACAGCUGAGGACAUGAUACCUGUGGUCACAGAGAUCCUGAAACUAAACAUGUCCAUCAACCUCUACAUGUUCCACGGAGGGACAAAUUUCGGCUUCAUGAGCGGAGCGUUUGCCGUUGGAAUGCCAGCACCUAAACCUAUGGUGACAAGCUAUGAUUACGAUGCUCCAUUAUCCGAGGCUGGGGAUUACACCACCAAGUACCAUCUUCUGAGGAAUGUAUUCAGCCGCUACCACGCCCAGCCUCUCCCUGAACUGCCGUCUCAUCAUGAGAGGAGAGCGUACCAGCCUGUUGUCAUCCAGCAACACCUGUCUCUGUGGGACAGUCUGCAUUUCACUGACAAGCCUUUCAAGUCAGAGGGGCCGGUGAACAUGGAGAAUCUCCCUGUCAACAACAACAAUGGUCAGUCUUACGGGUACACGCUGUAUGAGACCACCAUCACCAGUGAAGGAACACUCAACUCAAAGAACAACAUCAGAGACAGAGCACUGGUUUUUGUAGGCAAACAUUUUGUUGGUGUUCUGGAUUAUAAAACCCAAGAACUUGCGCUCCCUGAUGGGAAGGGAAAAAGAACUCUGAGUUUACUGGUGGAGAACUGUGGAAGAGUGAAUUAUGGGGACACCCUGGACGAGCAGCGCAAAGGUCUUGUUGGAGAUAUUGAGCUAAACAAGCGGCGCCUCCGUGACUUCACUAUUCGUAGUCUGGACAUGAAGCCGAGCUUUGUAAACAGACUUGAGAGCUCCAGCCACUGGAUGUCUAUGCGUCAGCGGCCCACCUACCCAGCUUUUUUCCAGACCAGACUCUAUGUGAACAGUUCCCCUAAAGACACCUUCAUCAAACUCCCUGGCUGGAGCAAAGGUGUAGUGUUUAUCAACGGCAAGAAUCUGGGUCGCUAUUGGUCCAUCGGUCCUCAGCAGACUCUGUAUGUCCCGGGCCCCUGGCUUCACAGGGGGGACAACCAGGUUAUUGUGUUCGAGGAGCAGGAAACUGAUGGUAAGAUUCAGUUCACCAGCAGCCCUGACUAUGGCAUGACCGUUGAUGUCCAGUGAAAACAGGGGGUCGGCGUGGUUGAUGGGAGAGUAGCUGGGAAAGGGUACACAGCGAUCUGCUGUGAGCCUCGUCUACCCAGGCACUCACGGCGUGCCGCGACCAGAAGCACUCAAGCGUGACACCCGUCAGUGAACAUGGCAUCUGUCCUAUCAGAAGACGCCAACAUGGCAGUGAUGCAGCUUUCAUUGAGUGACUUUUUAUAAUGACAUUGUAUUUAAUCAAUUUGUGUUCCAUUUAGCAACGGUAUCAUUAACUUGCAUUCAUAUACUUCAUAAUUGGAGACCAGGGGGCUGUCUUUAAUUAUAAUAAAGUGUUGUUAAAUAUCUUCCUCCCACAAACUUAACUUAUAAAUAAAGCUGUGUAAAAAGACCUGUUAAUUAAGCGGGGUUUGACCUCUGUGUCAGUAGGGCACCUUGUGAGCUGCUUUAUUUGUCCUGCACACAGAGAGCCUGUUUGAUAUAAAACUGGUUACUUUUCAAAUAUACCCUCUUAUGAUGAGCUGUGAACUCCUGCAGAUAAGUCAAGAUCAAAAGCUGUCUUUGAAGAGUGUCUAUUAAAAAUGCAUCUGUUGUGUGUGGUGCUAACCAGCAUACCAUCACAAGGAAUGAUGCCACAGUGAAGCUGUGCUAAAACAUUUGAAGACUAAGCAUUUUUAUGGCAUUUUACAAGCUAUAUGUGGAAAGGUGAACCAGGGGAAGAAUUUUAGUGCAAGCACAAAUCCCCAAAAUGGCUUUAAUUUUUAAGAUACCCAUACCCUAGGUGGAACAAAACACAACCAUGUUUUUCAUAAUUUUAAUGAUGAUGGUUGUAAUAAAAUGUUUUUAUAUCUCAUGUAGUUUUUUACCUAUUGCUUGAAUUUGGUGCCCUUAUAUAUGCUC